This is a messenger RNA of Desarmillaria tabescens, 1399 nucleotides long. Its product is annotated as NADP-dependent oxidoreductase domain-containing protein. The transcript has 5 exons. Bases 141 to 1232 code for a protein of 363 amino acids. NCBI's taxonomy places the organism in Eukaryota, Fungi, Basidiomycota, Agaricomycetes, Agaricales, Physalacriaceae. The record is from RefSeq and is a predicted model, not a curated record.
UCACGCUAGUCACAAGGGCGGCUUCUGAAUCUUCGGUGAAAACGUGUCGAAAGGCAACUUUCACUCCAGACCAUCGACGAACGGAUCGGCUCCUUCCAGGCUUCCACCUCCCAUCGUUGGCGAACUCGGUAAUCUUCACAAUGGUAACCCUCAAGCCAAAGCCAGUCGAGUAUCGCCAGCUAGGAUCGUCCGGCUUACGAGUAUCUGUUCCGAUCCUAGGUGCUAUGAGCUUCGGGUCCCCGAAAUGGCUCGAUUGGGUUUUAGACGAAGAGCAUUCCUUCCCGAUUCUGAAGGCUGCAUGGGAUAGAGGAAUCAAUACCAUCGACACGGCCAAUGUCUAUUCAAACGGAGAAUCAGAACGGAUCAUCGGUGCAUUCAUGGAAAAGGUCUGCAGAUCUUUGUCAAAUACCAUUCUCUGGCUAAAACACGGCAUCGGGCAGUACCAAGUUCCCCGCCAGGAGAUCGUCAUCGCUACUAAAUGCCACAGAAUUGUCGGAAAAGAUGCCACAAUACGAGGCAAACUCUCCGGCCAUCUGAAGAAGACGAGGGAUUAUGUCAAUCAGUGGGGACUGUCCAGAGCAGCAAUAUUCAACGCUGUCGAAGCAUCCCUCCCCCGCUUGAAGACGAAUUACAUCGACUUGCUACAGAUUCAUAGAUAUGACGACUUAACACCCCCGGAAGAGACGAUGAAAGCACUUCAUGAUCUCGUUCAGAGUGGAAAGGUCCGAUACAUUGGCGCGAGUUCUAUGCCGGUUUGGAAAUUCGCGUUGUUGAACGAAGUUGCGAGGAGAAAUGGGUGGACUACUUUCGUGAGCAUGCAGUGCGAGUAUUCGCUCUUAUAUCGUGAGGAGGAGCGGGAAAUGUUUGACUAUUGCAAGUACCACGGGAUCGGGAUCAUACCAUGGGCGCCUGUGGCUGGAGGGUACCUCACACGCUCUGUGGACGAGUCCACAAAACGAUCUGAAUCCGGGGGAUUUCCAAGGCCAAAGUUGACUGAUGUCGAUAAAAUCAUCAUCGGCCGCGUUGAGGAAGUGGCGAAGCGAUGCGGUGCAUCUAUGGCUCAGAUAGCAUUGGCUUGGGUUUCGGCCAAGGUGGUCAGCCCGAUUGUAGGUAUUUCUUCCAUAAAGAGGCUGGAAGAAAACGUCGUCGGCGUGGGACGUGAGUUAUCCGAAGAGGAUAUACUGUACCUAGAGGAGGCAUAUAUUCCGAAACCCGUCCAUGGAUUCGAAUAAUAACAAUUUUAAUGAAUAGGAAUACAUGGGUCAGAACCAAUAUCCCCUGUGCUAUAUCCUUAUCGCGUCGAUUUUUAGAGUGUGCUUUGCAGGUAUGGUAAAAAUGUGACUUUUUGAAUAACACGAGUUUCUGCGAAGUAGUUGACUGCUUGGUAUUGAUAGAGCGG